ACUUCCAGUGGCAGCGUCGCAUCUCAGAUCUCAACUCGACUCGGUUCGGCACAGAUCGGAAUCUCCAUCUUCAUAGGGGACUCCGUUUUCCCACCACAACUCAGGGCACAACGAAAGUGAGACGUCAGGUUAAUCGAGCGUGUAAUUUGUGGGACGUUCGCGGGAUUUACGAGCCACUGCAUCCACCAGCUGACGACAGGUUAAAUGCCCGCUCCCACCCACAUGAGGCAGCUCCGUUGGGUGGCCUGCCUCCUGGCCGGCCUGUGUCUCACCACCUGCCGGGCGCAGCUCCCAGGAGGGUCCUUCGCGCAGCGCCAGCAAGGAGUCCAGUUGCAGCAGCAGUCACCAUUUGGAUUGCGCCAACCCACUUUGGGCCAGAACCAGGGACUUUUUCCAGCGCAACGCAGUCCGCUGAAUCCGCUGAAUCCGCUGGUCAACCCCUUGGCCUCGCCUCUGACGGGAGCCGCUCUCCAGAAUCCCUAUCGAUACAACCAGUACCAGCAGCAGAACUAUGUCCCCAUCACAGCCUACCAGAACGAGCUCAAUCUGGACGGCAGCUUCUCCUAUGGAUACUCCUCAGCCGAUGGAACCACGGCUCAGGCCCAGGGCUAUGUCAAGAAUCUGGGAUAUGGCGAAGGCGUCGAGGCUCAGGUCAUUCAGGGGUCUUAUUCGUACACCUCGCCCGAGGGCACGCCCAUUACGGUACGCUACAUUGCCGAUGAGAACGGAUUCCGAGCCGAGGGCACGGGCAUUCCUGCCACUCCGCCCCCGUACGUUGUGGGAGCUGGACAACAGCCGUACCAGCAGGGCGUCCUCAAUCCCAAUCUUAAUCCAUACCAGACGCCAUUCCGCCAGCUGCCACCACCGCUGGCUACGGCACCCUUUCGACCACAGGGACCAGGACAACAGCCAUUAAACCCGUUGCAACAGCAGCAGCAACAGCAACAGCAACGAAAUUUGCAACAGCAGCAGCCGAACUCUGGACAGUAUCAGCCGGAGCAGCCGUUCAAUCAGCUAAACUCCGGACGCCAGCAAGGCCAAUAUGCCGGGCAAUUCGGUCAGCAAUUUGGUCAACAAUUUGGUCAGCAAUUCGGUAGCAAUCUCACAACCCAGCAGGCCCAGCAGAAUGCCAACCAGCAGCAGCAGCAACAACAGCAACAGCAGCAGCAGCAGCAACAGCAACAGCAGAAGGAUCAGCAAAACGAGCAGCAGCAACAGCAGGGGCUGAUAACCCAACAAUUGAGAGGCAGACCUAACCAAUUGGUGGAUCCGUAUGGUUACAAUCAGUAUGGCAGACGCUUCAAGAAGUCACCGAGGAAGUGAUUAAUUUGCCCACGUUGACCAAAUUGUGCUGCAUCGAUUCUUACACUUAGUCCAUCUAUGUACGUAGUCGCGUUCAAAGGCAUGAAAUACAUGCACCAGAAAAGUCAAA
Messenger RNA from Drosophila persimilis, 1432 nucleotides. It is a transcript of the gene Cpr47Ee, whose product is annotated as histone-lysine N-methyltransferase 2D. The transcript is spliced from 2 exons. The record is from RefSeq and is a predicted model, not a curated record. Gene Ontology annotation, molecular function: structural constituent of chitin-based larval cuticle. Bases 205 to 1323 code for a protein of 372 amino acids. NCBI's taxonomy places the organism in Eukaryota, Metazoa, Arthropoda, Insecta, Diptera, Drosophilidae. Gene Ontology annotation, cellular component: chitin-based extracellular matrix.